Messenger RNA from Acytostelium subglobosum LB1, 1326 nucleotides. RefSeq lists its product as hypothetical. Lineage: Eukaryota; Evosea; Eumycetozoa; Acytosteliales; Acytosteliaceae. The record is from RefSeq and is a predicted model, not a curated record. The transcript has a single exon. The coding region runs from base 1 to 1326 and encodes 441 amino acids.
AUGGAUAUCAAUAAACAGAAAACACUACUACCACAACAACAACAACCUCAACAAAGGAUUGUAAAGGCAAAGACUGAACCACCUGGUUCACCAAAACCAUAUAUCCAGGAGGAUGAUGAUGAUGAUGAAGAAGACAAUGACAAUGACAAUGGCAAUGGCAAUGAAGAGAACGAGAAUGAAGAAGAAGAGGAUGAAGACGACGAAGUCGAUGACACAGACUCUGAGAAUGAAGAGAUAUACCUAAAGAGAGAACCAUUAUCAACAUCAACAUUAUCAUCAGCUGCCGUAGUAGCCUCUUCAUCCGACUCACCAGCAACAACCACCACCACAACAACAACAACAACUACAACAACAUCAUCAUCAAAUUCGAACACAUCAUCAACAUCAAUGGCAUUAGUAACUCAAAAACAGUUCCGUCCUUGCAAGGGAAGGAUAACUGUACCGCCUGCAGACUGGGUCAACCCCGAGCUGCACAACCCAUCGUGUAGAGCACGCUGUUCAAAGUGCCACAGAAAGAAGCCGUCGCUACAGCGCUGGUUGCCCAAGAAGUGGCGAGUCAUACAUCGCAACAUAUGCACGGGGCCCUGCACUGGAGACUGCGAGCCCGAGGCUCGCGCCAGGUUUCAUUCAAACAACCAGCAGGAGGCACACUCAUUGCUGUCUCCACAAUUGCCCUCACCAACACAGCAACCAGAGACACUGCUUCAGCUCGAGCUGCCGCCACCCGUGCCACAGUCGUCUUCAGAGGAGCAGCUACAACUACUGCCGGCGCCCGAGCCAAUUCGACCGCUGCCACUGAUAAUGACGCGUCCAAGACGCAGCACGGCGGCAUACUCCACUGGCGUUCAAAACAACAACCAAAAGAGAAGAGCGACGACUGGUUCAUCAAGCAGCUCGUCUGCCACACGCGACUUGCUGGAGCUACCAGUCCAACAGCCAAUAUUUUACCCGGAACCCUCACCAGAGCUCGAGUCAUUGGUCACGAUCAAGGACCAUCAGGACUUGAUCGAAUCACAUAAUCAACACAUCGAUUCAAUGCUCAAGGUGCGCGACGAGGCAAUGGCGCGAAGAGAUUCACUCAAGCGACUGAUUGAUCAUAAUGUGUGCACUGUGGAGGACGUCAUGCGAUUCACGCCAUCAAUGCUACAAUAUGUUCAGACUGAGAUUAGGAGGACAAGACAGAGGACUGGUCAACCCACAACCGCCAGCGCUGGCGGCAGCAGUAGCAGCAGUAGUAGUAGCAAUGGUGGUACAUCAUCAUCAACUCGAUUUGCGCCUCCUGACGACAUUCACAUCAUAUUUAAUAGUAGCUCGAACGUUCAUUAG